CAAUUGUUAGACUGUUGAUGAUGAUGUCAGCAGUCUUUAUUGUUUUAGUCUUUAUUUCAUUAAUAAGUAUCCUAAUUAAUAGGACAGUGCUGUUAGUUUUUUGUUCUGUUUUGGUAGACCUAUUCUUUAGCAAUAUUUUAAGCAAGGAUCCACAUUCUUUAGGUAGUUGUAGACGUGAUCCUUUUGUUUUCUUGUAAUGGCUAUUUAAGAGCCUUAGCUUCUCAUGAUUCAAACAAGAGUUUUUCCAUUCAUUGAAAGUAUUCUAUACUAUCUGCUUUAACACUUUCCACUCAUUGUUUGACAUAUCUGCACCUACAGAACUGCCUCGUAGUAGCACCUAUGGAGUUUUCUGGUGUAUUUAAGAAUUUGACAACUCUUGUGUUGCAUAGUGUUGUUGUGCAGCAGGAUCUGCUUCAGGGUCUGUUUUCCAACUGCAUCAAUCUUGUAAACUUCACCCUUGAUGACUGUAACUUCAAGUCCGACUUGGAGAUAAUCAGUCCGACAUUGUUACAUUUGAACAUUGUUAACUGGGAGGUUGCACAUUGGAGGAAGAGGAAUAUAUAUAUCAUUGCAUCAAAUCUCUCAUCCAUUGAAUAUACUUGUAAUAAAGGUGGUGCAGAACACACAAUGAAGAUUAUGGAGGCUCAGAGUUGUCGCAUGGGGAAAACAUUCUAUGUCACUGCUCCAAGGUUAUUGAAAGUUUUUUGGGAUGCAGCUAAGAGACAGCAAAAUCCGGUUGAUUUGAAUGCAUCUGAGGCACAGGAAAAUCCAGACCCCUUUGGUCCAAUUGCAAGUUUAAGACAUAUUGAGAAUUUAGCUAUGAUCUGCAGCCCUUCACAGAUAGCGAAAUUAAGGAAUGUCUUAGUUCAAUUGCGAAAUCUUAAACAAUUGGAAUUAUGCAUCGAGGGAGCAUAUGAUCCUAAUACGAAAUACCUUUGGAUUUUAGAUAUUGCAAUGGCUUGUCAACAUCUCCAAAAACUAUCUCUCACGAUUAGAAAUUCACAUUUGAAAAAUUCACAUAAGAUUGGAAUUCAGAGGGAAAGAAGAAAAGUUGCAGGGUUUUUUCAUAAUGAAUUGAAAUAUGUCGAGUUACGUGGUUGUGUUUGCACCAUAAAUCUAAUUGAGUUAGCUAGUCACCUAUUGAGGAAUGUGAAUUCGCUUAAGCAAAUGACUUUCCGUUCUCGUGACACAUUCUAUAUAGGUGGUGAAACAUGGAAUAAGGGUUCUCAGAGGAGUUGUUGGCCAAAAUGUCGAAACAUUAUUCAUCAUAUGCUUAAAGAUGAUGUAAAUGAACAGUGUCAACUUAUUAUUUUGUAGUUUUAUUUUUUUUAAUAAUUUAUGGUGAAUUUUUUAUUCUUAUUAGUUGAUUCAUUCGUGAAAACAUUAUAUACUUUACAUUAAUAUGAAUGACAAUAUUAACUAUCCUUUUAA
Messenger RNA from Cicer arietinum (chickpea), 1431 nucleotides. RefSeq lists its product as uncharacterized. The record is from RefSeq and is a predicted model, not a curated record. NCBI's taxonomy places the organism in Eukaryota, Viridiplantae, Streptophyta, Magnoliopsida, Fabales, Fabaceae.